Molecule: messenger RNA, 648 nt
Organism: Puntigrus tetrazona (Sumatra barb)
Lineage: Eukaryota; Metazoa; Chordata; Actinopteri; Cypriniformes; Cyprinidae
Gene: cox7a1
Product: cytochrome c oxidase subunit 7A2, mitochondrial
Exons: 4
Coding region: 140-385 (81 amino acids)
Biological process (GO): mitochondrial respirasome assembly; mitochondrial electron transport, cytochrome c to oxygen; regulation of oxidative phosphorylation
Source: RefSeq, a predicted model, not a curated record
CUGGCACUGGGCUGUUCAGAGUGAUCUCUCCCCGCCUGGCUGCCUGGCUCUGGAUCAAAAGCUCUGCAAUAUGUGUGUGUCCUUGUAGGGGCCCCGACUACACGAGAAUCAACAAGCUGAACAGAGAACAGCGUCGGACAUGAGGCUUUUACUGAAUGUUCCCCGGCUAGCCUCACGGGCUUUCAGCACAACAGUCCGGCAAAUGAAAAACAAGGUGCCUGACAAACAGAAGGUGUUCCUGGAGGAUAACGGUCUGCCAGUUCAUAUUAAAGGAGGCACCACUGAUGUCCUUCUAUACCGUUUGACCAUGUCCAUCACAAUAGCAGGCACUGGUUUUGCCUUUUACUGGUUGCUGUUGGCCAGUAUGCCCAAGAGUAAAGCAUAAUACAUUUAAAACCGCAUGAUGCUGUACAAAUCUAUUUCAUUAUAUAUACCUUUAACAAUAAAACACAAGAAUACAUUAAAUUCUACCACUACAUCUUUCAUUCAGAAGUGUCUGGUUGCUACAAUAUACACUGCUGUUCAAAGGUGUUUGAGAAAUGUUUAUUAUUAUUCAUGUACUUAUGCUCAACAACAUUUAAAGUGUCUUCACUGUCACGUUUGAUCAAUUUAAUGCGUCUUGGCUGAAUAAAAACUUCCAAAACUUUA